CCCUCACCGACACUAUUCAUAACCAACUUAGAAACAAAGACAAAGAAAAUAGAACUUCGAUCACAACUAUAUGCCUUGUUCACUCCUUUUGGUAAAGUGAUAGACGUCGUUGCGAAGAAACACGGUGGGGGUAGAGGACAAGCAUUUGUGGUGUUUGAAGAACAAGCUGCUGCUACUGCUGCUCUACGUGGAUUGCAUGGGGAACCUUUUUACAGCAAAGAAUUAGUA
This is a messenger RNA of Tremella mesenterica DSM 1558, 228 nucleotides long. RefSeq lists its product as uncharacterized. NCBI's taxonomy places the organism in Eukaryota, Fungi, Basidiomycota, Tremellomycetes, Tremellales, Tremellaceae. Gene Ontology annotation, molecular function: RNA binding. The transcript is spliced from 2 exons. The annotation marks the transcript as partial. The record is from RefSeq and is a predicted model, not a curated record.